This is a messenger RNA of Teleopsis dalmanni, 891 nucleotides long. RefSeq lists its product as uncharacterized. Bases 1 to 891 code for a protein of 296 amino acids. The record is from RefSeq and is a predicted model, not a curated record. Lineage: Eukaryota; Metazoa; Arthropoda; Insecta; Diptera; Diopsidae. The transcript is spliced from 3 exons.
AUGGCAGCAGCAAGAAUGCGAAGAUGGGCUUUUAUUAUGACUGGUUUUAACUAUAAAAUAGAGUAUGUUAAAGGACAUUUAAAUCAUGCUGAUAAUCUUUCACGUAUUCCGCAGACGCAUUAUGAUGAAACUAUGAAUGACAACCAUGACGACGAUGAAAGCUAUAUAUAUAGUAUUCAAGAGCAAUCUCAUUUAAAUCUAAAUUUUAAAAAUAUAGCACAACAAACUAGACGUGAUCCAAUUCUUUCAAAAGUAUCUGAUGCUGUUUUAAAUGGAACAAUUAACAAUUUAAAAGGAAAUCAGUUUACGUCAUUUACUACCAAGAGUAUAGAAUUAACAGUUGAUCGUGGAUGUCUACUUUGGGGGUAUAGAAUUGUUAUUCCUCAAAAACUUAGACAGAGUGUUUUACACAAAUUACAUGAAUCUCAUUUAGGAGUUGUCAAAACCAAAUCUAUAGCUAGAUCUUAUGUCUGGUGGCCAAAUAUAGAUGUUGAUGUAGAAAAUUUGAUCAAAACUUGCAUUCCAUGUCAAGAACUUUUAGCAAGCCCAGAAAAGAGCACUUUAAUACCGUGGACUCCAACUGAUACUAUAAAAAUGGAGGACGGAGCACCAGCUAAUAAAAAAAAAAGGUUGCAGCCGCACAAGAAGUGGACGGAGCGAGAAGUGCUCCAAAUAAUAGAAUUUCUGGAGGAGGAAGCAGAAUUUGAGACUCCAACUGCACAAUUUUUUUAUAAAAAAUUUUUAGAAAAGACUCAGUUGGAUGCAACGUGGGACCUUGUACGGUGGAAGGUACGGCAUCUAAAGGCGCAGUAUCGAAAAGCGAACGACUGGCUUGCCGCAACUGGCGCAGGACUGUUAAAUGAAUCGGACGGCAGUACUAUUGACGGUUAG